AUGUUUCCUUCACUUCUACUCCUGCCCUUGGCUGCUGUGUUGCAACAAUCUGUAGGACAGUAUGCAGGCAUAGCAACAGAUCUCCCUGAGAAGAUACAGGAAGAAAUUCUUGACAAAUUUAAUGCUAUCAGGAGAGGGGUGCAGCCAACUGCUAGCAAUAUGAUGAAAAUGAAAUGGAGUCAUAAACUUGCCAAUAAUGCUAAAGAAUGGGCCCAACAGUGUAUUGCAAAAGCCCCUCCAAAAGCAGAUCGAACAAUAGAUGGAGUCCUGUGUGGUGAUAAUAGAGUUCGGGCAACUUAUUCAUCCUCCUGGUCAGAAGUAAUUGACUUGUGGAAUCGUAAAUCAUCAAACUUCAAGUAUGGAACUGGGGCAGUUGACCCUACUAAAGAUGUAUAUGGUUAUACUCAGAUGAUUUGGCAUAACUCAUAUCUGAUUGGAUGUACACUUGCCUACUGUCCAGCAGAAGAGUACAAGUUCUUAUAUGUUUGCCGUUUCUGCCCUGCUGGGAAUAGGGUAGACCAAAUUGCGACACCCUACAAAGAAGGCCCACCCUGUGGAGACUGCCCCAAUGACUGUGAGGAUAAACUUUGCAUUCGGGCAUGUGAAUAUGCUGAUAUGCGUGAAGACUGCACAGCAAUUGUGACAUAUUUUACCUGUCAACGUAAGGAGAUACAAGAUCUUUGCCCUGGCACCUGUAAAUGCCCACAAGGAGCUGUAUAA
Molecule: messenger RNA, 720 nt
Organism: Sceloporus undulatus (fence lizard)
Lineage: Eukaryota; Metazoa; Chordata; Lepidosauria; Squamata; Phrynosomatidae
Product: cysteine-rich venom protein piscivorin-like
Exons: 7
Coding region: 1-720 (239 amino acids)
Source: RefSeq, a predicted model, not a curated record